Messenger RNA from Juglans regia (Persian walnut), 1075 nucleotides. RefSeq lists its product as uncharacterized. The coding region runs from base 37 to 825 and encodes 262 amino acids. Lineage: Eukaryota; Viridiplantae; Streptophyta; Magnoliopsida; Fagales; Juglandaceae. The record is from RefSeq and is a predicted model, not a curated record. The transcript has 3 exons.
GCUGCAUGAGCUGUGGCUCUUUUGGACUUUUAGAGAAUGGCCAUCACGCAUUCCGACCUCGAACCAAGCCGCAGAAGCACCGAGUUUGGUAGCAAAACCUGGGCGUUCCUCAUAGUAUUGAUCAUUCUCUGUGGCCUAUUUUGCUUUGUUCUUUGUCUCAUAGCGGAAGCCUUGCGUUCUGAGGUCACUUGGGUGGGAAGCGAUGAUAAAGGAAACGAAGGGAAAUAUGAAUGUGUGUAUAGUGGCAGUGGGAAAACACCAUUGUUUUGUGCUGCUGCUGCAUUUGUUGGACUAGCUGUUGCCAUGGUGGUGGAACACACCUACCUGUUGAUUGCGGUUGCAAUAUCGCCACCUUCGGCUCUUACUUGGGAACCUGACUCAGCUCCUGCCAAGUCUCUAACAUGGCUAGCCGGAUUUUUCUUUGUUUCAACUUGGAUCUGCUUUUCCGUAGCAGAGAUUUUGUUAUUGAUCGGGUUAAGCGUAGAGUCAGGCCAUCUUAAGAAUUGGAACAGGCCAAAACCAAGUUGCCUUGUCAUUCGAGAAGGCUUGUUCUCUGCAGCUGGAGUGUUCUCCUUAACUACAGUCUUCCUCGCUGCAGGUUUAUACUUGACAGCACUGCGUGCAGAAAAAAUAUCUCAAGAGCUGGAGAGCGUGCGGCGUGAAAUAGUAGAGAGAUCCAUCCUCUAUGCGUCUCCACCAAGUUCGCCCCCAUUACAUCACAUGGCAACCUUGGCAAGAGAGAACCCCAUCACCGCAGAGAAUCAUACUCAACCACCAUUGUUUGUAUUUCCACAAGCAUUGAGCAAGAACUCAAAUGCAGUGUGACGCGGCAAGCCAGCCAAGGAUAGAUUGUUUGUGACUCUAGCUAAGCUGAAGGCACAAGUUACGUCUCCAUUCUACGCAAGUAAAAUGGAGAAGCUUAUAUAUUGUUCAUUUUCAUGAAAUUAUUAUCGUUCAUUUAUUUUUUGCAUUUUAACCUUGUACAAGUUUUCAAGAGAAACAUAUCGAGAUGCCUGUGAAUAUAUUGUUAUUUUGCAAUGAACAAUUAAUUUAAAAGGUGAAAAAACAAGUUGUA